This is a messenger RNA of Cyclopterus lumpus (lumpfish), 1882 nucleotides long. Its product is annotated as monoacylglycerol lipase abhd6-A-like. The transcript is spliced from 9 exons. The record is from RefSeq and is a predicted model, not a curated record. Bases 332 to 1336 code for a protein of 334 amino acids. NCBI's taxonomy places the organism in Eukaryota, Metazoa, Chordata, Actinopteri, Perciformes, Cyclopteridae.
GACGUACCCUGAGAGACUUGGGAUGUACCCUCAGAGACCUGGGACAUACCCUCAGAGACUUAGGAUGUACCCUCAGAGACUUGGGACGUACCCUCAGAUACUUAGGAUGUACCCUCACACACGGCAUUGUGAUAUUUCUGGCAGCGCCUGAACGCACCGCACUCCCUCUCGCUGCUCUUUCCCUUUAAGUGCAGAUGAAAGGCUGUUGCGUAAUUUGGGUGAAAGUGGAGGAGGAAGAGGAGGAAGUGGAGGAGGAACACGACGAGGACGACUGGAUGGAGGACAGCUCGCGGUGACACAUCGAAGAGGAGUCCGACAGGCGUGUGCCACGAUGGAGCUGAUACUGCUAUCGGGAGGUGUUCUGCUUCUCCCGGUCUUCGCCGUCGUCGCCUCCUUCCUGUUCUGGCCUGGAGUCUUCCUCAAGGCCUACAACUGGUUCUGGCGUUGCCGGCUGGGCCUGGCGGUCCGCUACUCUCACAGCGGAAGCUACCGCUUCUGUUACUGCAGCCGCGGGACGCCAGGGGGCGCCGCGCCGUCGCUGCUGCUGCUGCACGGCUUCUCCGCCACCAAGGACAUGUGGCUGCCUCUCGUCAAGCACCUCCCCAGAGGCCAGCAUGUGGUGUGUGUGGACAUGCCGGGACACGAGGGGACGACUCGCACCGGCGCCGAGGACUACAGCAUCCAGGGGCAGGUCACCCGAAUACACCAGUUUGUGCAGAGCGUCGGGCUGGACAAACGACCCUUCCACCUGGCGGGGACAUCGAUGGGUGGGAACGUCGCCGGGGUGUACGCCGCCCGUUACCCAGCUCAGCUGUCCGGCGUCACCUUGAUCUGUCCGGCAGGUCUGGUGUAUCCAACAGAAACCGAGUUCAUCCGUCGUCUGAGGGAGCUCGAGAAGACUCAGCAGGCGGAGUCGAUCCCUCUGAUCCCGUCCACUCUUCAGGAGCUGGAGGACAUGUUGAAACUCUGCUGCUACAACCCCCUCAACCUCCCCCGGCAGGUCAUGCGGGGUCUCCUUGACAACAGGAUCCCCAACAAUGAUUUCUACAAAGAAGUGUUCAUGGAGAUCGUCGGCGAGAAGUCUCGUCACUCGCUGCAGGAACACUUGCAUCUGAUCACGACCCCCAUGCUGGUCGUCUGGGGGACGGAGGACCAGGUGGUGGACAUCUCGGGGGCGGCCGUGCUGGAGGCGGCGCUGCCAAACUGCCAGGUGGCACUGUUGGACAACUGUGGUCACUCUGUGGUGUUGGAGCGGCCCCGGAAAGCUGCCAAUCUCCUCAUGGACUUCCUGUCUGGACAGGAAGUCAACUGUGAUAACACUAAGAAACUUUCCUGAAGAAAACCGUACGACCUCCCUCUGGACGUGGAAGGCGAGGAGGAUGGAGGUUAUGAUGAAGUGGUAUCAUCUGUGGUAUCAUCUGGUGGUGACUGUUUAUAGUUUGCUAUAAGGGUUUUUACAUCGGUGAAAAAUGAAAUGGACGUAGAGAAGUGGGACAGUCAGUCAAAUAUUCCUGAUGUUUUUGGACACAAAGCACCACGAAGGAGGUAUUAAUCUCCGUUUUAUUAGGUGACGUUGAAUAAAAACAUUCCACGUGGGGAUUUUGCACAUUUCUCUUUCAGAAAAAACUGUAUUUAAAUGUCGUGUGAAUAACGGUCGUUUGUUUGUGUGCGUGUGAAUUCUCCUGCUGUGAACCGACUGCACAAUCAACCUCAUGGAAACCCAUUCAGAACGAAUUUCAGAAUGGAAACAUGUACUGUGGGUGAAUAAUGUUUGUACGUGUGCAGACAUUAUUGAAUCACCUAAUUUAUCAAAGAGUGUUUAUGGUCUACAAAAAGAAAUCUUCUGCAUAAUUAAAGUAAUUGUUUACUGACUGAUUGGAAA